AUGCAGAAAUCGUGUUGGCUUCGCCGCUUCGGAGCUUCGCACGCCGUCGGAGAAGGACGUGGAACGAGAAAGAACGAAGGUUUUUUAUUUUUCCCCUCUUUUGUGUCGUAUAAACUUCCUUUCCUCUCCGCUUGGCCGCUUCGAGCUUCGCACACCAAACCGGCCGAUUAUUCAAAACCGGUGCCGGUUCGGCGGUUCGGCGGUCGAACCGCCGGUUCGAGGGGUUUACUCACGGCUUCUGAUGUGGUUGUAAGAAUACCAGGUCAAUGUAGAUACCCCGAUAGCCCUACUGUUUUUCUUGGAUUAGCAUCAGCUAUUGCUGUUGUGAUAGCUCAGGCAACUAUAAGUAUUAUUGCUGGUUGCAUAUGCUGCAAGAGAAAUGCAAAUACUUCCGACACAAACUGGACUGUUGCUUUGAUAUCAUUCGUUGCUUCCUGGAUUACUUUCAUAAUAGCAUUUCUUCUACUAUUGACUGGUGUUGCACUCAAUGAUCUGAAAUCUGUGGAUCAGAACAACUUUGAUGAUUAUUGCUACAUUGUGAAGCCUGGAGUAUUCUCAGGAGGGGCAAUAUUCUCCCUUGCAAGUGUCUCUUUAGGUAUUCUCUAUUAUUUGGCACUGCAACCAUCCAAGACUUCAGAGUCAAUGUGUCUACCACAGAACCAAGGCAUUACAUUUGGAAAACCUCAGAUACCUCUACAGAGUACCCAACCAGCCUUUGUCCAUGAGGAUACAUACACACGGCAGCAAAUUCCUUGA
Molecule: messenger RNA, 756 nt
Organism: Dendrobium catenatum
Lineage: Eukaryota; Viridiplantae; Streptophyta; Magnoliopsida; Asparagales; Orchidaceae
Exons: 3
Coding region: 1-756 (251 amino acids)
Source: RefSeq, a predicted model, not a curated record